AAAAAAGGAAAAGUAAGAAAAUGAUUAAAGAAUUGUUUUGUGAAGUGAAGAACUAAGUUAGUGAAGAUGAAGAGUAUUAUCUUUGUGUUGGUUUUAGUGUUAGUGCACAGUUGUUUAAGUGGUGAUGCUGAGAAUUUUACGAGCUCAAUCUGCUCAGACGAGAACAACAUCCUCCUAGUGCCAGGAGUGCUCACAGCCAGCAGCAGCAACCGCGCAUGCGUGUCGAGGUUCCACACUGACGGCCCGGCCACCGUGCUGGUACAAAUACUGGCUCCCAACCAGCUCGUUGUCACCGCUAGGAGGGACCUUCCACCAGGAGACGGAGGAUGCAUCGAUAUCAGCGUGCCGCAGAUGCCUAAUACGAAAGCUGAUUUAUUUGUCAGUGUAGAAUACCCAGUCCAGUCAUGCACGUGGUCACAACGCGUGUCUCUCCGUGUUGGGUCCGGUCGAGCGCUGGUGGUCCAGCCGGAGCGAUAUCGCUACCGACCCGGAGACACGGUCCGCGCUCGAAUCCUCGUCUUCAAACACGACCUCACGCCAGCCAGAAGUACUUCUGUAGACGAGGUCUGGCUGGAGACGCCCCAGGGAGCGGUGGAGUGGCGAGCCCCUCACGCCGCCCAGUGGCACGAUGUCCGCACUCGACUUGGUAUAGCGCAGGUCCAAUACUCCAUGGAUGACCAGGCGCCGUUUGGACUGUGGACUGUGCGGGCUAGACUUGCUGACGGCACACAGGCAUCAGCAAAGGUUGUAGUGGGGGAUUACAAGCUGCCUCCAUUCCAACUGAGCGUGCGCCACUCACGUCAAGUUCUGAGGACCAGUGAGAGACUCGUAUGGACAGUAUGUGUGCGGUACCCCUGGACCGAAGCAGUGGAAGGCAUGCUAGUGAUCCGCAUAAGAGGCGCGUCGGACGUCGGCGCAUACACCAGCUCAGGCAUCCGUACUGCGGUGCGCCUGCGCACGCCGCAUGCCUGCCACCGCCACGCCGCAGCCGCCAGGAGGAUCGGCCUGAGCGGCGCCAACCCACCUCAAGUUGUCAUAGCUGACUUUUCUUUCCAAGAAGACGGAACUAGAACGUGGCAGAACACGACAGCUAUCACGGUGGUGGUAGACAAGGCUGUUACUUUGGAGUUUCUCACGAAGAAUCGAGCUGUCGUCUCUCCAGGCCUCCCCUACAAACUAAAGGUAAAAGCAACCCGCUGGGACGACAAGCCAGCAGCCAACACGAUGGUCCGAGUGUGCAAGUCCUCAGCUAAAAGCACAGAAGCCAGCGACGGUGACUGCAGCCAGGCAGUCACUGACGGCAGUGGUGUCGCCAGAGUCAUAUUCACCGCUGGAGACGACGGCACUGCUAUUUAUAAGUUUGAGGCCACCCUGCACAACGACACCUCAACAGCUGCGUAUCCCCUAUUCCUGCCGGUACAACGCGCAGGUCACGUCAGCGCAGCCCUAGGUCCGCUUCGAGCUGAUCCAAAUGGAGGGAGAACAUACGCGCCCCUCUACUUGAAUGUCAAGAACGUCAGCAUGGCUAUCACUGUGCAUUUCGUGGUUAUAAGUCGAGGAGGCGUCAUCUACAGAUGGGGAGCGACCACGCAGUGUCCUGUAGCCAACUCUGCCGACCAGAUCCAAAACUUAUCCAGGAAUAGUCCUUGCCCAAGUUUCGACACAAACCGAUUCGCUAUGAACAGCCUCGUCGCCAACGCUUCGGAUGCUCUGCUAGAUAGAUAUCUUCUAAGAGUUACGCUGCCUAUAAGAAUGACCCAUCAGAUGUGUCCAGAUAGCCAUCUCGUGGCUUACUUCUAUUUGAAUGGGGAGCUCGUCAGUGCCAGCAAGCAUAUUGAGAUGGAAGAAUGUUUUGCUAAUAAGGUGGAAGUAUCAUGGAGCGCUCGUCAAACCGCUCCAGGGUCGAUGGUUUCCCUCAACCUCACCACCCCGGGACCAGCGCUUUGUGCUGUCUCCGCCCUGGACACAGCGGCCAAAUGGAACAAACCAGGGGAAACCCUCAAGGAUAUGAUUUUAGGAUCCCUGAAAAAGCUGAUUGGAGGACACAGGAAUCUUACUGAGUACGAUGCUGCUGGACAAUGCUUUUUGACAUCAGAUUCACCAGAUCUCCCAACCAGCAGCAGUGAGUUAACAGUAGCGUGGCUAGCGUCUGCCGGAGUGAGGAUCGUCGGUGGAAACAUUCCGAAGACUAGAACCUGUUCUCCAAGCCCUAUGCCGCUGUCUGCUGAAGAACGGAACUACCCUAGGGUUCAUUUUCCUGAGUCAUGGCUUUGGCGUCUCGUGACUGUAGGCGCCAAUGGGUCAGGAGAGACGAGCGCUCACGCUCCCGACUCCAUCACCAGAUACGAAGCCACGGCCGUCUGCGUUGCCAAAACUGGCAUAUCUGUGUCGGCUCCUACUGUAUUGCAGGUGUUCAGAGAAUUUUUCAUCCACGCUGAUGCUCCUCGGCGACUCAGGCGUGGCGACACCUCUAUCAUCAGAUAUCGACUCUUCAACUAUCUUUAUGAACCACUCAGCGUCCAAAUCCAAAUCCUAACGGACCCGCACUUGGAAGGUCCACGAGACUACGUGGAGGCGGCGUGCGUCGGCGCACGCGCCUCUAUCGCCCGGCGCGUGGAGGUGCGCGCGCGCCUGCCCGGCGCCGCCCGCGUCAGUAUACGAGCCAAGUCUGUCAAAGAUGGCGGCUGCGCUAAUGUCACUACUAGUAAAACUGGAGCUAGUGACGAGGUGAUAAUCCAAAUGACAGUCGACCCUGAAGGUGUACCAGUUCAAGAUCAGAAGUCUGUACUGCUCUGUGGUAGAGGUAGUUUAGAAUCCAACUCAUUCCAAGUGCAAUGGAACUGGCCUCCAGUUCAAGCGGUGCCCGGCACGGAGGCUCUCACCGCCUGGGCUAUUGGAGAUUUCACUGGACCUUUACUUGCUGACGCAGAUGAUUUAGUUCUUCUACCCCGCGGCUGUGGUGAGCAGAACAUGGCCCGACUGGCCACCAACUUACUAGCAUUGAAGCACCUGGACCCCAACUCUUCAGCAGCUUUGUCUGCUAAGGAACACGUUGCAAGAGGGUUCACCCGUCAGCUUCAAUACGUGCAUCCUGCUGGAGGCUUCAGCGCUUUCGGUGAACGGGAUGCUACUCCUUCCACUUGGUUGACCGCUUUUACCGUUCGGUAUCUGAGAAAAGCACACAAGACGCUGACACCAGACAUGCAAGCACCUCCUGCCUUGGACAGCGCUGAACGCUGGCUACUUGAUCAGCAGAUGGAAAAUGGAUGCUUCAGGAAUGAAGGACAGGUCUUCCAUAGAGAACUGAGAGGAGGAUUAAACGAAGAAGGCGAGAUAGCCAGCGUGGCGCUGACUGCUUACGUUAUCACAUCCUUAGCUGAAGGAUCCGUUCUACCAGCUCGCGUCCUUCGCAACGCUCUCUCGUGUCUUAGAGCGCUUCCUCCUUUGAAAACCAAAUCCCCAACAAGAGUAUAUGCUCAUAGUCUUCUGGCAUACACUUUCAUGAGGCUAAGAAAUUAUGAGGAUGAAGUGAGAGGGGUGAAUGAGGCUGGCCUUUGGAAGGCGAGAGACGGAAAAGUGGAAUGGCUGCAGCAAGAUGAGGAAAUGAGAGAGCUGUUGGAGCUUCUAAGGAUCGCUAAGAGGAAUGGGGAUUUCGUUUGGUGGGAGACUGGCAGCCUAGCGACUUCAAUAGAAGCGACAGGCUACGCGCUCCUGGCGCUAUCAGGGUGCCCAGCCGAGCUGAGAGACACGAGCUGCGCACACGACGCGCGCGCCGCCAUACGCUGGCUGUCGACGCAUAGGAAUUCCGCUGGAGGAUUUAUUGCCACACAAGAUACCCUAGUAGCUCUAGAAGCCCUCACAGCCUGGUCGUCAGUCCAUCCCUCAACACCCACCAACUUGAACGUAACAGCUCGGAGCAGCACAACUGUGAAGACAGUCGCCCUGCAGCCAGGAGUCACGGUGCCUGAUGUCAUGAAGAUGGGCUCUGGGGAUCAUCUUAGUAUUUCUGUUGAAGGCACCGGCUGCGCGUUGGUCCAAGCGACACGCUCAUACAACUCAUACACGACCGAGUCAAGUGGUGACAAGGUGCUGUCAGUGGAGGCGACCGUCCACACCGACGGUGCCUUCGACUGUGCCAACAACACCAACUGCUACUGCGCUGCUGUUGUUGAAGUAUGUGUCCUGUGGAGCGGGUCCUUCCCGGAGAUGGCGCUGCUGGAAGUAUCGCUGCCGGGAGGGUUCGCAGCUGACGUUCAGAAGCUGUACCAACAGCUCAGCGAAACAGAUACUUUGCUUCGCCGUAUAGACCUUACUUCCUCCAGUGCCAAAGUGACCUUCUACCUAGGCACCCGUGAUGGCAGCUCGACCCUCGGUCGUGGAGGCCAUCAGUGCUACAAACUGCACGCUGUGGGCCCGCAGACGAAGACCAAGCCAGCAUAUGCUCGUGUUAUGGACUAUUACAGGCCUGAGGAUAAUGACACACGGAUGUACACUAUCCCAGAGGAAUGUCUUCCAAGAAUAAUUCACGAGUCCAACAGCUACUUGGCUUCGGACAACUUGUUCGACAAAGCCAAGUCUCUGGCAGACAACGACGAGAUAGUAAUUACCCAUGAGUUCUCUUUCGAUGACAUUCCUGAGGGUAUACCUCUCGAAGACCCUCUAUAUGAGAAUCUUACGAAAGCCAAAGAUGAAGCAGAGUUAAUUAAAAUCAAAGAAGAUCAAAGAAAUGAGACCCUCGUCAAAUCAAUGAAGGAAGUUGAUGAAGUAAUGUCGCUUGAUAUUCGAUCACUUGAGAAAGGUAUUGAUAAUAAUAACAAAGAGAAAAUUACAAAUAAUCCAAUAAGUAAAACUCAUAAAAUUAAUGGCAAGCUAGCGUUCGAUGAAAGUAAUGAUAAUUCUAAAUUGAAAACUGGUUUAAUUAGAGAAAACAAAUCCAUCAAUGAAAAAAAUACGGAUUCUGAAAACGUAAAACUUGAUGAUGACAAUGAGAUACCAAAGACCGAAUACAUUGACCGUCAAGCCAGUGUUAUUACAGAUGAAGUGAAGAUGGAGCUUAAGGAAUCGGAAACUAGACAAGAAAGUGACAUGGAGAGAGAAGUGGAGAAUCCAAAUCUGGCUGGUUUUCACGUGAUAGAUAGUGAUAAAGACUUAGAAGUCCCUGAAGGACAGGAAGGGCCUAUUCCAGCCGUUGUCUUGCCGCCACCGCCAUUCCAGCCAAGAGGAUAUCUUUACCCGACAGGUAAUCCUUACGUGCCUUGGCGCAGGUCAACUCCCGAGCAAUUAAUGAUGUUCCGGCCAUAUGAACCGAGGAGAUACUUCCUACAACCCGGCUAUGACGUUCAUUAUGUCAAUAAUAGGUAUCUUAGGAGAUACAGUUCUGCUGUUGGAUAGAUUUAUUAUUAUUAUUCAUGUAAACCCUAGUUUAAGUGAAACAUUUCUAGAUAUUGAGCUUGGACUGCGUAUGUUAGUUGGUAAUAUAAUGGUGAUAAUUCCUGCAGACGCCAUCUAAUUUUAUUUUAAGUUAUAUCUGUCAUUUUCUUAUCUCUUGAAAAAAAAAGGUAAUCGACAGGCAUAAAAUUUAUGGAACCACAUCAAUCUUAAGCAGAAAUCCGAAACAACCGUCUAAAAAAUUUACAUCGGCCAAUAACCCGACAGAGUUAAGUAGACAACACAUCAAACGAAUUACAUACCAACGAAAUGCCUAUUUUAUUCGCCCGGGUUAUUCAUUCGUUUUAAAAUUAACUUGUUGACAAUCAUCCGUCCCUUUCCUCUUCGGCGGAUAAGAAAAUGAGGGGUAUAACUUAAAAUAAAAUUAGGAGGUGUCUGCAGGAACCGGGGCCCUACCUAUUAUGUUGUAUUGAAUAAUUGAGGAUUUUCUGAGGUCUUUCGCACUUGACAUUUGGAAGGUUCUAGCGGUUAGGAUAAGGUCUCCAAUCUAUCCUAUAGUAUUUACCCGACUGCAUCAUCCCCCUAGCAUUAUCCCGUUUUUUAAAAGGUCCGCUUACCUAACCUGAAGAUUUGACACGUGAAGAGUAUACCAGUCCAAUGGCACACAAUAGCCCGAAAUAUCAUCAUAAUUUUUAUUCACGAGUCAUGCGCUGUGCUGGUCUCUACGCUUCUUCUGUUUUGCAGUACCAUUAACAGUCCUUUCGAAUAUCACCCAUAAACAACCCACUAUUUACCUUGUGUCCUUUCCUCAGAUAACGAACGGUAAAAGCGAAGGGAAUACCAGCCCAAUACAGGUUAGGUCACCUACCUCCGAAAUACAUUUCUUAGGAAUGUGGGUUUCCUCGCGAUGUUUUCCUUCACCGCUGAGCACGAUCUAACCAUGAAUUCGAAAACAAAUUCGUAAAACAUUGGUUUAGGCCUAUGCUGGGAUUCGAACUGGCCAAAUAUUUACCCGACUGCGGCGAAGCAAAAAGUAGGGUUAUGUGUUUGACACCUAAUAAGUGUGUUAAUGGUAAGCAAACUCUUAGGAUAGAUUGGCAUAGGACCACGGCUAUCUCCUGAAACAUCACUAUUCGAAAGAAUUUAAAUGAAAUAGGUAAUUUUCUUGUUUCUCACUUUUUAGAGCGUGAUUUUUCCGAAGUUCAUAUUCAUAUUCAUUUAAUCAUUGCAAAGUCACAAGUAGUUAGGUGUUACAUACAUGGUAUUAAGUUGGGUUUUAGUUUCUAAGCAAUUUAAAAGCAAUUUUUUUAUUAGUUUUGUGAGUUAAGUUUGGUGCUGAAGGAAAAACGCAGUCCAUGCCCAAUGUUUAUUAAUUAUGUUUUCAAUAGAAAAUAUGCCAGAGCAGCAACAAAAUAAGAUUCACUGUUUAUUGCUAUCUAAGUAGAGGUAUAAGUACCUAUUUACUUCAAUCAUUUUGAAAUGAGUGUAUAUCAAAAGGAGGAACAAGUCACCUCGUAGCUAGAACUAUCCUUUUUCUAUCGGAAUCCAAUUUUUCACGAAAAAAUAAUAUGAAACUUCGCCACCAAACUUGACAUUUUGAUAUUCACCCAAAUAGUGAAAAGCCAAUGCUUUUCGGCACGUUUUCCUUUUUUGAGAUAUCAGACUGAUAUUCAAUCUUCAUUAAAUUAUUUAUAAGCAUUUAUUUAUAACUUUUGUUGUCGCUCUGUAAAACGUAACAUGAUUAGAAUGGCAUAUAUUUUGUCUCUUUCGUAGGUACUAAGCGAUAUACUGUAGGUAUCUCUGUUUUUCCGAUUUAUGUUACGUUUUACAAGGUACUUAUAGAGAUAGGUACAUGAGGACCGCAUUGCUAACUUGCAACCUCGAUAUCACAAGUGUAACACGACUUGCAAGUAAGUAAGUUUGCAUGAAACAAAUAUUGAUAUCACUUAUCUACUGUAAAGACGUUUGAUACAAACUCUAAGGCAGCUAAAAAGAUAAGAUUUAUUAUUGUAUUAACGAGUGAGUUCAUUGCGUAGCGUCAUGACUAAGUACUGAUUAAUAAUACAGUCGAAU
This is a messenger RNA of Pectinophora gossypiella (pink bollworm), 7461 nucleotides long. Its product is annotated as pregnancy zone protein-like. Gene Ontology annotation, cellular component: extracellular region. Bases 67 to 5391 code for a protein of 1774 amino acids. Lineage: Eukaryota; Metazoa; Arthropoda; Insecta; Lepidoptera; Gelechiidae. The transcript is spliced from 29 exons. Gene Ontology annotation, molecular function: endopeptidase inhibitor activity. The record is from RefSeq and is a predicted model, not a curated record.